AUGCACCACGACGAUGGCGAGGUCGGCGGCGGCGCCGCGCUGAGCUGGCCCGGCGUCCCCGACUUCCUGCCCGCCCUGCUGGCGGCCGUGCAGCGCCUGCUGCAGCCGCAGCUGGAGGACAGGGCCUGCUCGCUGGUGGGGGCGCUCAUUCUGGAGCUGCUGCGCCACGCGGGGCCGCAGAUGGCGCCGCUGCUGCCCGGCCUGCUGGCCGCGCUGGCCUCCAAGCUGUGCGCGGCGGAGGAUGCGGCCAUGGUGCAGAGCCUGCUGUGCGUGCUGGCCCAGCUGAUGCACUCAGACCAGCAGCAGCUGCUGGACUGCCUGGCGGGCAUCCAGCUCAGCGACGGCCGCUCGGCGCUGCAGGCGUGCAUGCAGAAGUGGUGCGAGCGGCAGAUCGAGGUGCGCACAGCCUACGACAUCCGCCUCACCACCGCCGCGCUGGCGGGCCUGCUGGCCUGCCCGCACCCCGCACUGGACGCCAUCCAG
Messenger RNA from Chlorella variabilis, 483 nucleotides. RefSeq lists its product as hypothetical. The transcript is spliced from 4 exons. The annotation marks the transcript as partial. The record is from RefSeq and is a predicted model, not a curated record. Gene Ontology annotation, biological process: protein import into nucleus. Lineage: Eukaryota; Viridiplantae; Chlorophyta; Trebouxiophyceae; Chlorellales; Chlorellaceae. Gene Ontology annotation, cellular component: nuclear envelope; cytosol.